AUGGCGGCCUUAGCAGCGAGUGGUGCUGUGGCACUGUGUAGAAAUAUCAGUCGGCCAGUUGCUUUUGUGAGAAAAAUUCCUUGGACCGUGGCGUCCAGUCAGCUGAGAGAACACUUUGUACAGUUUGGCCAUAUAAGAAAGCGUAUUGAGCCGGGCGCGGAGGAGACUGGUUUUCACAGAGGUUUGGGUUGGGUUCAGUUUUCUUCAGAAGAAAUUCAGAAUACACUACAACAGGAAAAUCAUAUUAUAGAUGGAGUAAAGCUCCAGGUUCAAGUUCAAAGGCCAAAAAUUUUGCAAAUAUCUGAUGAAGAGAAAGAU
Messenger RNA from Saimiri boliviensis boliviensis (Bolivian squirrel monkey), 318 nucleotides. Its product is annotated as SRA stem-loop-interacting RNA-binding protein, mitochondrial-like. The record is from RefSeq and is a predicted model, not a curated record. Lineage: Eukaryota; Metazoa; Chordata; Mammalia; Primates; Cebidae. Gene Ontology annotation, molecular function: RNA binding.